Messenger RNA from Asparagus officinalis (garden asparagus), 1775 nucleotides. RefSeq lists its product as uncharacterized. The transcript has a single exon. Lineage: Eukaryota; Viridiplantae; Streptophyta; Magnoliopsida; Asparagales; Asparagaceae. Bases 86 to 1456 code for a protein of 456 amino acids. The record is from RefSeq and is a predicted model, not a curated record.
GGCAAAGAAAGAAAAAUUGCAAGAGGGAGGUCUUAUUAUGAUUUGAGUGGCCUAUUGAGGGGUUCAAAUUUUUCAAAUCCGAAUAAUGGCUACAUCUCCUCCUCCCAUGAUCGUUCAAGUCUCCAAAUGCUUAGUUAAACCCUCAUCAUGCCCAAACCCUGCUGUCAAUAUCUGCCAUCUCACGCAUUGGGACCUUCCCCUGCUCUCUUUAAACUACAUUCAGAAAGGGCUCCUCUUCUCAAACCUCCCCUCUGCGUUCUCCAUCGAGAGUAUCAUCGAUCGCCUGAUGUCCUCUCUGUCCGUCGCCCUCUGCCACUUCUACCCUCUCGCUGGUCGCCUCAAAACUGAACGGGUUUUAGACAAUAACGGUAAAAUCAGCGGUCUACAAGUCUCAAUCGACUGCAAGAGCCAAGGGGCGGAGUUCAUCUAUGCCAUAGCCCCUGAUGUCACAAUUUCUGAUGUUCUUGCUCCAUCAGACGAUAUUCCGUCGUUCCUUCAAUCUUUCUUUCCUUUUAAUGGAGCCAUCAACCACGAUGGCCACACUCUCCCACUUCUCGCCAUUCAGCUUACAAAACUCUCCGAUGGCAUCUUUCUUGCUUGUUGUUUCAAUCAUGUUGUUGGGGACGGUACCUCUUAUUGGCACUUCUUUAAUGCCUGGGCUGAGAUUGCCCGCUCAACAAAAGAAGGUGACUUCACCAUCUCUAGGCCUCCCGUUCAUGACCGUUGGUUCAUUGAGGAAGAAAACCCUCCUAUAAAGCUACCAUUCUCAGACCCGGAGGAAUACAUUGAGAGGCCCAACCCACCUCCUCUAAGAGAAAAGAUCUUUCAUUUCUCUUCACAAUCCAUUGCUCAGUUAAAAGCAAAGGCCAACAAGGAGUGUAACACCGAUGUAAUCUCCUCUUUCCAAGCCUUGUCUGCCCUGAUAUGGCGAUCUGUCACGCGUGCACGUUGUCUACCUCCUGAUCAGAAGACUAGUUGCUUACUUUCAAUUCAAUACCGUGCACGACUGCAACCACAGUUAUCGCCCGAUUACUUUGGGAAUUCAAUGUCUGCAGCGGUUGCAAGUGCAACGGUUGGUGAACUGAUGGCCCAUGGGCUCGGAUGGGCAGCUUCGCUUGUGCAUCAGAGUGUGACGUUGCACACUGAUACUGCAAUUAGGGAAUUUGUUAGGAAGUAUCAUCAGAAGCCUGUUGUGUAUCGGUUGAGUGGACUUAAGAAUUCAUCUUUGAUGAUUGGGAGCUCACCAAGGUUUGACAUGUAUGGAUGUGAUUUUGGAUGGGGGAAGGCGGUGGCAUUGAGGAGUGGCAUUGCAGAUAAGUUUGGUGGUAAAGUGACAUCGUAUCCUGGGCAGGAGGGUGGAGGGAGUGUGGAUAUCGAGGUGUGUCUGUUACCAGAGUCCAUGGCUUCUCUAGAGGUGGAUGAGGAGUUCAUGGCUUGUGUUUCUCCUUCUCAGUGAGAUGGCGUCUUCUCCUAAAUGCUUUAAGUUAAAGAAUAAGCAAAAAGCUUAGGACUUACUGCGCUUAUAAUUUGAUCAUGAUGUUAAUUUCUUAUGUCUGAUCUACGUCAACAAGACUUAUUGAAUAAGAACGAGGGAACAAAGUUAAUAGAGUCUAUGUUGGAGCUUGGAAAUUAAAUGAUAAACUUCAAAGGCUUAGCUGUUGUACUGUCUCCGAUUGAUUCAUAGUUUUACCUUCUUUAUGUUUCAAGUGCAAUGUACCAUUUGUGCGUCAUAAUCCUUGCUGGCUGAUGGCAAAAUUUACGCUAGCUGUUGUUUA